UAAUGAGCUAAUUUCAAUUUGUACAAAAAUCCAUUUGUUUUUAGAAUUACAGCAGCUUCGAUUUUUGAAGAUAGUCUUCCUCGCCAUGAUGGAGGUUGUUGGAAUGGACCAUGGUUACUCAAAACCUUGGAGUGCACAUCCUGAUGCCAGCCAUGCUAGACCAGUAAAACUGAUAUACAUGCAAAGAGUUCCACGUAAUCAGACAGCUGAAAACUCAAAUGAACAUGAAAUCAUUGAUGUUGUUGAUGCUCCUGCUAAGCCACACCCACCCUAUGACAUGGCCAAAGCCCGAAGCUUGAUGCACGAAUGUGAUCGUCAUGUCAACUUUGCCCGGAUGGAGGAGUGUCCAGAUGAUUGGGAGGAACACAUAACGAGAUUUCAAUGUAAAAAAGGAGCCUGUAACAAGUCUCUAAUCAAAGACUUCAAUAGAACUGGAUGGACAAUGCAACAGAAUCGAUUAUUCAACAAGAUCAUUAAAGCAUUGCAGACUGACAGAUUGGCUAGAUUAGCUUAUCACAAUACUUCUAAUGAGCCUGUAAUGCGAAGAAUCCACAUUGACAAGACAGCCCGUAGGAUCAGGCAGGCGUUGGCCAGUGUAGCAUGGGAUACAAAGCUCACACAGUGGGUACAUGGUGUUUUGGUGGACAACCUCAGUUUACCUGUUUUAGGAGCUUACCUGGAUGUUCUUCAAACACUAAGAGCAAAGGUUCCCUCCUUGAUUGACAAAAUGAUAGCUAACACCAAUGUUGGAGGGAAGUCCGCUACAGCAUCACUGGAGGCCCUGAAUCUUCUGUUGAAGAGGCCAUGGGAUCCAGUGCUGAGUGUCUACUCUCAGCAAAAACCAAAUAAGUUACCAGGAAAUCCCCUGAUUCUGAUUGCACCUAAUGGUCCGACUUACACUGGCCACAGUUACUCCAAGCGGACCCGAUUCUGGAACAGCCAGCUGUCAAACCUGGGGAAGGUGAUCCCUGUCACAAUGCACACAGUUAAUGGUGGCAGCGGAGUAGGGAUUGCACAAUGUCUGGAACACAUGAUAGGGGCUGUCAGAACCAAAGUUUUGGAGUUGAAGGGUCAUUUUCAUCACAAACCCAUUGUGUUGUUAGGAUGGAACAUUGGGGCACUUGUGGCCUGCCAUGUUUCCCUGGUAGAAGCUGUGUCUGCUGUGGUUUGUCUGGGUUUACCCAUUACUGGAGUCAAUGGCCAGAGAGGGGAUAUUGAGGAUACUCUGUUGGACAGUAAAACUCCCACCAUGUUUGUGAUUGGCCAGCAUUCCUACACUGCCACCACGGACAACAUGGAGGACCUGAGGGAGAAGAUGAAGGCAGAGAAUGAAUUGCUGGUGGUAGGCGGGGCAGACAGUAAUCUCAGAUUGUGUCGGGGCAAGAAAAAACAAGAGGGGAUAACUCAAGUCAUGGCUGACAAGCAGAUUCUGGACCAUGUGGCAGAUUUUCUGGGAGGGGUUCUGUCGCAGUCUGACCUGUUAAACUCAGAUACAGCAGAAAUGAUAGAUGAGGCAGAGUUUAAGAAGAAAAAGCAAAAAAAGGAAAAAUCUCUUCCUUCAACACCAAAACAGUUGAGUGUGGCUAAAGCUCUAAAAGCUGCAAGACAGGCAGAAUUCAAGCAGCUGUCCGUAGGACAACAGACAAGUCAGCUGGCUAGUCAUCUUUUGGCUGGUUCCAAUCCACCAGCAGCCCAAGUACCGACUGCACCAAAACCUAAGAGGAAGUAUGUAAAGAGUCCAGCGGGAGUGGCUAAGAAGAAACUGAAAACAGCAGCAGCAGGAUCAGACAAAGCUCUACCAUUACUGAACCUGUCUCUGGCCAAUAAAAUUGCAGGUCUACAGGCUUUGAACAAUGCCCCAGAGUUGUCUGGACUCCUAAAAGGCCCUGUUCCACAGACUGUUAAAGAGAUAGAGGGUAAACCUGAAGGAGGCCCCGCAUCAGAAUCUGGUCAGCAGAGCCCAAGUAAAGCCUCCAAAGUCACCCUGGAAAGCCUGGCCAAUCUGAUGGCUCAGAAGGAGGCUGCUCAGAGAAUUGCCAGUAGCAUUGCUAACAAUCAUCCAUACUCUCUUUCAUCCGGUUUGGUAGGUAAAGAGUCUGUUCCAGGCAGUUCCACUGGUGUUUCUUCUCCACAGAUCAGUUUGCCAAAUCUGAUUAGUUUGUCAAAUGUGUUAAGAGGAGGCAUAAAACCUUCAGUGCACAUCACAACAGCUGGACCAGUCUCUAGUCAAAUACAGCAGUUAUUGGCAGGUAUCACUAAAGCGGGGAUUACCUCCACAGCAACCAUGAAAUCUCCAUCCACAAGCAUCCAGACCCCAUUGUCAUCUGCUGCCACUGAAUCUUCAGCAGCUGCAUCAAAUUGUCCAAUAUCACAAGGACAACAAGUCACAUAUGUUCUCCCAAAUCAGAUAGAAAGACUGGCAGAGAGUCCUGCUAAACCAGCACAGGAAAUGGUGACCCAGUCUCAGCAGACGGUGUCACCAGAUUCCACUCUAGAAGACAGUGAUCUUCUACCACAGCCUAUGGAGGAAUCAGAUGAGACAGUACAGGCCGUACAAAAAUCUCAGUACCAUGAUUUUCCUUUGACAACAGCCUCCAUUCCUCAGAGUCUAGUGUCCACAAUAACUCAAGCUAAAUUACUUGGCAGUUCUCUGCCCAAUACACCAGUUACUAUUCCCAAAACUUUCACAAGUGCCAGCACUGUUGGCAAAAUUGCACCAGGAAUCCCACUUCAAAAAUCAUCCGCUAGUGCCACCAUUCACAUAUCUAAUGCUGCCAGUGUGGGAAAUUUCCAAAUUUCUACAGAAAGACAAGGUCAACAUACAGUGGUCACGCCUACCAUCUACAAAACAUCCAAAUCACCCACUAUUAUCCCAACCACAACAGAGACGCUCGGGAAGGUCUCCUCCCUGCUCGAGUCGAGCCCAGUUAUCCAGAGGACGAGUUCUACAGUCUCAAUAUCUUCUGUGUCACCCCAGUCAGUGCUAGCCUAUCACUUCAAGACCAUUGAAAGUGAACACAAGGGCUCUACCACCCUGGUGACUGUUUCUCCCACCUCGCCCUCCACGCGCCCCUCUCCGAAGUCUACCACCCCAUCUGUCACUUCUUACACGCCUACCCCAAAACCUGUGCUGCCUCCAAAUUCUGCCACCAGGACAAGGAAAAUAAAAACACCUAGACAGUACGACCUUUGAUAUGGACAUCUGAGUGACUAUUUCAUUAUGAGCACACAGAAUGUGAACAAAUACUGUUGCUUAUUGUGUACUGUAUAUAUGAUAUACAGUGUCAUUAGAGUUUUUGCAAUUGUUAUAUUGCAUUUUAGGUUACUCCUUUGUUUUGUUAUAUGCUUGAUGUAAAAAGGUUAUUGGAAAUUGUUAAUGUGGUAUUAUGAUGUUUAAUAAAAUGUGUCUAUUUAAAUCUCAA
Molecule: messenger RNA, 3422 nt
Organism: Saccostrea echinata
Lineage: Eukaryota; Metazoa; Mollusca; Bivalvia; Ostreida; Ostreidae
Product: KAT8 regulatory NSL complex subunit 3-like
Exons: 15
Coding region: 86-3193 (1035 amino acids)
Biological process (GO): positive regulation of transcription by RNA polymerase II
Cellular component (GO): NSL complex
Source: RefSeq, a predicted model, not a curated record